Penicillium malachiteum is the source of this 729-nucleotide messenger RNA. Its product is annotated as terpenoid synthase. The record is from RefSeq and is a predicted model, not a curated record. The coding region runs from base 1 to 729 and encodes 242 amino acids. NCBI's taxonomy places the organism in Eukaryota, Fungi, Ascomycota, Eurotiomycetes, Eurotiales, Aspergillaceae. The transcript is spliced from 2 exons.
AUGGAGGGUGGUACAGCUCUUGAGGGCUGGGAUAAUGACACAUUUACUGCGGAUGAACUGGAUCACGCUUCGCGUAAUGAUGUUUUCCUCAAGUUCUGCCGUGAAGCCAUUGCCGUCGACCCUAUUCUUGGGUUAGAGUUGAUGCAAGACACCGUCCGGUGGGCACGGUACUCUCGGGACCACAGUACCGAGGACAUCGCGCGUGUCGCUUGGAAUGACUUUUACAGUUUCCGCGGGAUGGACAUUACCGACGAUUUCAUGAUUACUGCCGUCCGCUUCGCGGGAAACACUCUCCAUGACAAGGCAGACCGGUCUGUCUUGCAUCAUUUCGAGAGACUUUAUAUCCGUCACUGCGUGUUUAUAAAUGAUCUUCACAGUCAUGAGUUAGAGGCUUUUAAGGCCCAGUCCGAGGGAGCCCCACUUCACAACUCAGUCAACACUGUUGAGCAGAUCUUCUCUGUACCAUCAUCCUCAGCGAAGGCAAUCUUACGAUCUAUGCUGUGGGACACUGAGCGUCAAAUGCGCGAAGAAUACCAGAGACUGAUUACCCUUCCGGAGAUUAAUGAGCGACAGAGAGAGUACCUGAAACGGAUAAUUGAGUGCAUUGCUGGCAACAUGGUUUAUUCCAUGACUACAUCUCGGUAUGGGCAACUCAAUAAGACGCUUCUAGAGAUGCCGGAUAAGGGCUCUAUGCUAGAGGAAUUGAGGAAUUUAUCUGAAGAUCUCUGA